Gekko japonicus is the source of this 3230-nucleotide messenger RNA. RefSeq names its product OTU deubiquitinase 3 (gene OTUD3). Bases 46 to 1215 code for a protein of 389 amino acids. The record is from RefSeq and is a predicted model, not a curated record. NCBI's taxonomy places the organism in Eukaryota, Metazoa, Chordata, Lepidosauria, Squamata, Gekkonidae. Gene Ontology annotation, molecular function: cysteine-type deubiquitinase activity. Gene Ontology annotation, biological process: protein deubiquitination. The transcript has 8 exons.
CCGCCGCCGCCGCCUGUAUCCGACUCCGAGCGCGAGUAGCCACCGAUGUCUCGCAAGCAGGCGGCGAAGGCCCGGCCGGGGAAGGCGGAGACGGAACGCAAGCGGGAUGAGCGGGCGGCGCGGAGGGCUCUGGCCCGCGAGAGGCGGAACCGGCCUCAGACGGAAGGCGAGGGAGUGGGGACCGGCGGGGGCCUGACGGGCCAGCUCCAAGCGCUGGGACUGCGCCUCAGGGAGGUGCCGGGAGACGGCAACUGUUUGUUCCGGGCUCUCGGGGACCAGCUCGAAGGACACUCCCGGAACCACCUCAAGCACCGCCAGGAAACAGUGGACUACAUGAUAAAGCAGCGGGAAGAUUUUGAGCCUUUCGUGGAAGAUGACGUUCCCUUUGAGAAGCAUGUUGCCAAUUUGGCACAGCCUGGCACUUUCGCUGGCAACGAUGCUAUUGUAGCCUUUGCGAGGAACAAUCAAGUGAACGUUGUUAUCCACCAGAUGAAUGCCCCUCUGUGGCAGAUUCGAGGAACAGACAAGAGCAACGCCCAAGAGCUGCACAUUGCCUACCGGUACGGAGAGCACUAUGACAGCGUUCGAAAAAUCAACGAUAACUCAGAGACUCCUGCCCGGUUACAGACAGAGAUGCUGUGCAAAAACGAAACCAAUAAAAAAGAAAAUCUCCAACUCAAUAAGGAGGAGGAGGAAUCUGAAGAGGAGAUCCGAGACGAAAUCGAGGAUGCGGUGCAGAAAGUUCGGAAUGCAACCGGCUGCUCGGAUGCUCAUUUAAUUGUCCAGGUCCUUGAGUCAGAGAACUACAGUAUCGAGUCUGCAAUAUUUACCGUUCUUCAAAUGAAUGAGGUGAAGAGGCUGCAUGAGGAGGAAGCACACGAGGCUCUAGCGAACCGGCAGAAGUCGCAUCCCCAGUCGGCCCUCUGGGAGGAGAACGGAAGCGGCGCCCGGAUUUUUGGAACUCAGGGCGUAGAAAACAACAAGGCCCCGACGAGCCUUGCAGAAGGAAACCAAAGCAGUAAAAAGCAGGCUCCCAAGGUGUCCAAUAGGCAAAAGAAGGAUCAGCAGCGGCUGGAAAAGAAACGCCGCCAGGAAGACCGACACCGGCAGAAAGUCCUGGCCGGCAAGAGCAACAAUGCUGACAAUAACAAGAGCAGGGUGGAUCCUGAGACGCAGGUCACCCUGGUGAAGACCGUGGCAGCCCUGAACAUCUGAUUGAAUGGCCUUUCCUGUGGACCUGUGGGGAGGACGGAACUGAAGCCCCUGCGCCUGACGAAGCAAACCACCCACUCAAGAGCAAAUACCUCACUUCCUGUCUGGUUUCUGAGCAGUGGUGGUUGCUGAGUUGUCUGAUCAGGUGAAGCAGAUCUUUGGCCUUGUUCGAAAAUGGCAAUAAGUGACCGGGGGGGGGGGGGUGCAGUUACCACCACUGGAGGGUGAACUGCUGGACCCUGUGAACAGAAUCCUUCCAGUGGGUCCCAUCACUGCAGACUUCACAGAGCUUUUUCACAGAGCUUUUUCCAUAGUCGCUUCCAGGGUCGUUCUUUGUAAAUUAAUUUAAAUGGCUCUCCGUGAGUGUCAGGUUUUCCCAGCUCAGGAAUGUUGCCCUCCCUUUGGGCAAAGCAAAUAGAAAGCUCUUCCCGAAUUGUAUUCCAAAAGAAAACUCUGCCAAAGGUUGUACUGAAAACAAGUCUUUUGGGUUGUCUCUGUUCUGUUCAUUUGCUUGACUGUAACUUUACGAAGAGAAAUUCUAGGCAGAGCUUGUGGAAGUGGUGCCUGUUGGGGUAGCAGGAGGUGGCACAGCUGAUUCUCUACAAACGGGGAAAGUUAUCCUACGUCACCAGUCUAUACCUGAUGGGGUUGUAUAUCUGUGCUGCAGAAAAAGUAGAGGAGGGACAGCUUCUCUUUGUCUUAGACUGGAUUGUUCCCAGUCUUGAUUAAAAGGAGGUAAAGUGAGAGGGCUUUCCGGAUUCUAGCAGUGUUUGGUGUGACUCAGCCUAGCCUGAUUACAUCACACCUUUACAGAUACGUACCGGAGGAGGAGCCAGAUUCCAGGAGCUGCCGGUCCUCGUGAGAUUUUGGGCCUGCCGAGCUUGUGCGAUAACAGUCGUUCCCGAUAAAGUGGUGAGAGCAGCUAAAGAAUAUAGCCCCCGAUGGCUUCUAAAGUACAGCAGCUAGUAAAGUACAGCCACUUAACUGAGGAAGAGUGAUGGUGGGAAGGGGGGGGGAGGAAGAGGUAAGCUUCCUCCUCCCACAGUUAGUAGAACUUGACAGAAAUGAGGCACGGUAGCUUAAAUGCUGACCAAAGUGUGCUUGCAUUUGCAACAUUCAAAUUUUCUUUUUACUUCUGAGCAUUACAGAUAAGCUAAAAGACACUGGGAACUCAAGCCCUUCUUAACUAUUCGUUAAAUCUGUGCCCUGAAAAUAACAAGAGCAAACUUCCUAGUUGUACUAGUUCAUGGUUUUUGUCUCCAGGUCUCCUCAAUGGGACUAUUUUAUUGUUAGAAAUAAAAAUUCUUGCAGUGGUCAGGUCAUGCUAGAGGAAAACCAAGGGCAGGCAGCAACGAAGUGUUUCGUCUUGGGGGGGAGGGCGGGUGCUUUAGAAUUAUUAAGUGGGCCUGCUGUGCUUUUAGUUGAUUUGGAGGGAGAAUUUUGACUCAUGCAGUUUUUCCUAUUGCAAUACUGCAGUGGUGGAAAAUGCUACAUUCUUUGUCUUGCUAUGAUUUGGGAUCGAGAAUUAAUCCUGCAGCUCUCUUAUCCAAAACGUAGGCUACACUCAACUGACAGUUCAAAGUGCCAUUUGGAAUUCAUGGAAGCCCAGGCCAUGGAUCCAACAGAGUACCAUUUUAGUUUCCCACACAUGGAUAGAAACCUCUGGAGGAAGUGAUGUCACCUGCACUUCCUGCCAUCAAAGCUGCUUGAAAGCGAGGCCCCGCUGAAGCUUAGCAAACGAUUCAUUCCUCACUUGUCCGCUCAAACUGCGGCUAUAGUUUGGCCUGAGUUCCCCGAUAGUUCCUGGGAACUGGGCCUGUUGCUCAACCCUUCUUAGUCAUUUCAAAAGAAGCAGUCGUCAAUGAUUGACAUAGAAAGGGGUAAGUGGCAGUGAUCCAGGUUUACAGCAGUUACAGGUUGCACAGAUACAGAAUGCACUAACGGGGUGGGGGUAACAAUGCCAUAUCUUUGUGGUCAUCUCAAUAAACUUGUCCUCACUGAGGCCUGUGAUCAACUGA